UCGUGCGGAGGACUACAGAAAGGACGUGCAUUCAACGGUUUACAGAUGCCGGGCCUCGAACGCAGCCGGCACUAUACUAAGUAGGGAAGUUGUUGUAAAAGCCGUGGUGAACCAGCAUUACGACGUGGCUGUCUACCACACGCAUGUAUCGGCCGGUAACACAGCAGUAUUGGGCUGUGUGAUUCCCGCUUUUGUCAAGGAACAUGUCACCGUGACGUCGUGGUCCAGGGAUGAGUCUAUCUUACUGCCCGGCUCCAAUAUGGGAGGUAGAAUAGUCGUUACAUAUGGAACAGGCGAGCUCCAUAUACGCUCGGCCAGAGCUGAAGAUGGCUUAUCAAGAUAUUCCUGCCUAACGUUGCAUUCAUUGACGCAGGAAAGGAAACGUAGUGCACCAGCAAUGCUUACAGUAACAGAACCGACCAGAAGCAGCGCACCGAGAUUGGCACCGACAAUACAGACGAUCGUGACGGCCGAAGGCGAGUCCGACGUCCAUUUGACGUGUCCCGCCCAAGGGAACCCUCCGCCAACUUUUAAUUGGUUUCGCGAGAUCGGGGGGCACUUGCAGCCGGUCCAUUCGUCGGCGAGGUUCGAGCCCAGCCAGGACAUACUGCUGAUCAGGAGGGUGAAGACGAACGAUGCGGGCAGAUGGACGUGCAAGGUGUCCAACAAUUUGGGGGAGCAGCGGCUUGACAUUCAUUUAUCGGUGACCGCCCACUUAAAUGUGCAUGUACUACCCCAAUUGCAGGUCAUUAAUUCCGGAGAGAGUGCGGUGUUCAAUUGUUCGGUGUCCGGAAGUCCGGUGCAACGGAUCCAGUGGUACAGAAACGGCGAGCCGCUCACUAUUGACGAAAACGAAAAUGUGAAAUUACUAAGCCCCCUGGUUUUGGCCGUGAGGGAAAUAACUAGACACGAUCGUGGGAUGUAUCAAUGUGUCGUCCAAAAUGAUAGAGAGAGCGCCCAAGGCAGUGCCGAGCUACGCUUAGGAGAUACGGUUCCGGAACUGCAGUACACGUUUAUAGAACAGGCCAUGACACCUGGUCCUCAAGUUUCCCUAAGGUGUUCGGCUACCGGCUCGCCCCCGCCCCAGUUCCGCUGGCUGCUCGACGGCGAACUUUUAAACGACAUCAAAUUUGGUCACCGGUACGCCAUUAGUCAAUACGUAGAUAAAGCCGGCGAUGUAAUUAGUCACUUGAAUAUAUCGAAUUCGCGGGUGGAGGAUGGAGGUUUAUACAGUUGCAGAGCGUUAAAUUCCCUAGGAUCAACUGAACAUUCGGCCCGGCUCAAUAUAUACGGACCUCCAUUUAUCCGAUCCAUUGGACCAAUAAAAGCGGUUGCUUCGGCCGAUAUUACUCUCCACUGCCCAUAUUCAGGCUACCCCAUCAGCAGUGUUAAAUGGGAGAGACGUGGACAAGAAUUACCAAUUGAUCUAAGGCAUCGCCUGGAGGAGGGCGGAGCGCUGACCAUAUCGCGUCUCGAUCCGGCCACGGACUCGGGCAACUACACGUGCACGGUGACCAGCAGGGACGGCGAAUCGGCCAGGAGGAACAUAAGAAUUAUAAUUCAUAGUCCACCUGUUCUGGAGCCGUUCUCCUUUCCCACCAGUCUACAGGAGGGCGGACGGGCACAAGUGACAUGCUACGUAACAUCGGGGGAUCUUCCUAUACACUUUACAUGGUAUAAGGAUUCCGAACCCAUUUCCGCGUCGCUCCAGGUUGAAGAGCGUGCCGCGGAAUUCUACAGCAUGUUAAUAUUUAAAGAAGUAUCGUCAAGACACAGUGGAGCAUAUACUUGCGUUGCCAGCAACUCCGCCACUAAGACAAACUACACCGCCCAGCUUAUAGUGAAAGUCGCGCCGCACUGGAUUAAGGAACCUCAAGACAUUUCAUCACUACUAGGACAUCCUAUACUCAUUGACUGUUCGGCUAAGGGAUCUCCCGAACCGCAAAUUACUUGGCUCAAAGGACAAGGUAAAACGUCGACUGAUUAUCAGCCAGUCUUGAGUCUCCACAGUAGAACAACGUUAUUGGCAAAUGGGUCGCUGUGGUUGGAGGCAGUAAGCCCGCAGGACGAAGGACAUUAUUUGUGCAGGGCGACCAACGGAAUAGGAUCUGGUUUAGGAAAAGUGAUUUACGUCGGUGUGAAUGAGCCCGCAAGAUUCGACUUGCCCGGAAAGAAUGUGUCGACGAAGAGGGGCACAUCGGCCACCCUCGUCUGUCAAGUUUACGGGGACAACCCCAUCGAGGUGGUCUGGACCCUUAACGGGAACAGGGUUGAUAUGAACAAUUACAGAUAUACGGUGAGUAACACAAAAACGGAGAACGGCAUGAAAUCGGUGGUGACAAUCAGCCACACUGAUAGGGACGACUCUGGGGUUUAUAAAUGUCUUGCUGAAAACGCCUUUGGUCGCAGCGAACAUAUCAUUAAUCUUGCCGUUCAAGAAAGGCCUGAUCCUCCUAGUAUGUUAGAAGUUGUUGAAGUUUCUAGUCGAUCAGUUAAGCUGGCGUGGAGACGACCGUUCGACGGCAACAGUCCUGUAUUAGGAUACUUGGUCCAAUACCAGAUCCUUGGAAGCAAUCAGGCGGAUUGGGACGUAUCAACUGCAAUGAACUUCACAAUACCCACCAAUCCAGAUAUCAAUUCCGAGCACAGCGUAAUCAGAGAAGAAACUGCUAUUAGUGGUCUACAACCAGCCACUGUUUACGCGAUGAGGAUGCUGGCAGUAAACAAUAUCGAUCAAAGUCAUUUCACUGAAGCCAUUGUCGUGAGGACACAGGAGGAAGAGCCCUCUGAAGCACCCAAGGAUAUACGUGUCGAAGCUGUGGGACCUGGUGAGCUAUUUUUGACGUGGAUGGUGCCACCUAGGGAAAGCUGGAACGGGGAACUUCUCGGUUACAUAGUGUCUUGGAACGAGCAGCGUUUCACCAACAGCACCAAGAGUAUGACGGUUAAAGGCUGGGCCACCAAUAAGCUUCAGCUGACGGGUUUGAAGAAGUUCACCAGGUACGACAUAACGGUGCGAGCCUUCAACAGCGUCUCAACUGGUCCAUCAUCUGCCGUCAUCACCGGUACCACAAAGGAAGGGGUGCCGGAGGCGCCACCGCAAGACAUCACCUGCUCCGAGAUUUCCUCGCAGAUUAUGAAGAUCUCCUGGGCACCUCCGCCGACUGCUCGUCACGGUGGUCACAUACAAGGCUAUAAGAUUUACUACAGGCCCAUUUCUAACGAGAAUGAUAUUCCAACGACUGGUGAAGUGAAGAGGACUUCUAGUACCGAAACGUAUCUUCACGGGUUGUACAAGUUCACCAAUUACUCCAUCAAGGCUUUGGCUUAUACGGGGGCUGGUGAUGGUGUCAUGUCGGAUCCUCAAAUCUGCACCACUGAGCAAGACCUUCCAGGACCGCCAGCAAGUAUAAAGGCCGCAGCAUUGACAGGGGAAUCAAUUCUGGUGUCGUGGUUAUCACCAAACAAACCGAACGGCCGUAUAAGUCAUUAUACGGUUUAUUAUCGUGAAGCUGGACGUGUUGGAAAACACACCAACUACAAUGUUAGAGUCGAGGAUCUGCCUACGUAUGGACUCACUUACGAAGUCAGAAAUUUGGUCGAGCACCAGCUCUACGAAUUUUGGAUAUCGGCGACGACCAGUAUUGGUGAAGGCGAGCCUACGGCCAUAAUUGCCCAGUCGACGAACUCCAGGGCACCAUCCAGAAUCGCGUCCUUCAGCCAAAUACUGCACAGACCGGACAAGUCCAAGUUGAUCAUGCCUUGUUUCGCCGUGGGUAAUCCCACGCCCAGGACCAGAUGGAUUUAUAGGGACAGGCCCGUUACUUUCAGUCCUUAUUACGAAGUCACGCCUGAUGGAAAUUUGAAAAUAUUCAGCGUGGAACAAUCGUUGGCUGGGAAUUUCUCGUGUUCGGCGAAGAAUCUUUUUGGGGAGGACGAGAUCACUUACACGUUGGUGGUGCUGAUGCCACCUAGCACCCCGACGUUGGAUGUGCAGUUUACGACCGCCAGCAGCAUCAGGCUCCAUUGGAAUCAGCCAGAGGAUGGGGGUGCAAUUAUACAAGGUUACACGCUUAACAUAAAAUACGAUACCCAAGACUGGACAUCGAUCGAACUUUCUCCCGAACAAUUAUUAUAUACGUUGAACGACUUAAAAUGCGGCUCGAUCUACCACAUUUAUUUGUUGGCGCACAACAGAGUAGGAAACGGAAGUCCGAGCCCUAUUCGGUCGGUCAGCACGAAAGGCGGACCGCCCCAGAUACCCAAGGAGAAGGACUUCAUCACCACCAACUCCACCAGCCUCCAAUUAAACUUGUACAACUGGCCGGACGGAGGUUGUCCCAUUUCCCAAUUCUCUAUCCAAUACAGGAUGUACGGGGAGAAGAGCUGGAACUUGAUCGCCAAGAGUGUUUCCGAGGAGAGGAUCAUCGUUCAUGAUUUGAGCCCGUCCACUUGGUAUCAGCUGAAGAUCAGCGCACAGAACGAUGCCGGGACGGUCAGUGAGGUCUUCCAUUUCGCCACCACAUCCUUGAACGGAGAACGAAUUCCAAAGCCUCCACAGCUCAAUGCCGAAACCGAACCAUCAUUCAUUUUGAAGGAGUUGUACAUCGUGGGAGCCAGCAUUUUGGCCUUCAUAAUUUCGAUCGUCUUAUUCUGGAUAAUCUUGUACAAGAGAAAGAGGACUCCAGAAAGCGUUACCCAAGAACAGACCGAAGAAAUCGAUGACAAAACAGUGGAACGAGACAAUAGAAGAAAUUGCCAGCAAGUUUACACAUCCUCACCUGUUAAGUCGUCAGAAAAAAUGUCGGACGAAGCAUCAGGCAUGUACGAAAUAAGCCCUUAUGCUACGUUUAGCGUACCUGCGAGUAAUAGUCGUUCUGUUACUACUUCGACUUUAGAUUAUACAAUGCAAUUCAAGACAUUCGGACACAUCGAAGACGAGCAACACAACGGAAUUUAUCCGAAGACUUCCGGAAAGCACAGCUGGUCUAAACAUAGAUAUUACAAUGAUGCCACGACUCAAAUGAAGACCCGCACAAGGCCGUGCCGGCUGCCGCCCAGCCGCGGCGACUCCGAAUCGGACGACACCAGCGGAAGUCCUUGCGCCGACUGCCCCAGCAGCUCCAACUACCGCGUGCCGGUCAAGCCAUCGAGAGAUCUGUUUCGGCCUGACUCUAGCACCGAAUCGAACGACGUGUCACCAAUGACCGAGAGGAGGCACACGCCUAAGCACGUGGCCUCCUCCAACCGGCACCACCGCACCACCACAACCAGCAGUUCCGAAGAGGAUCAAGUGAUUGAACCAGCUGAAGGGAUGAGGUUACAGCCACCGAGUGGAUUUACAGACACGUGGGAACUAAGCGAGGCCGAGUGUGACAGAGAUCUAAGGCUGGCGGCGAACAAUAAGCUGCCGCUGCCGGCCGAGUUAGCUUCGUUGUUGGCGAGAUAUCAGGAGCGGAAAGAGCAGGAACGAAAGGAAUUCACCAUCCACGUCUAGGUGGUGCCUCCGAAAGCCAAUGCAUGAGGAUUCCACGUGCGAAUAAUAUACGAAUUAUUGAAUGUUUACAGUUCCGCCGAGGCGGUACCGCCAAUGACAAUCACUGUGUUAAUCGAAGUUCUUGUUGUUACAAUGAAAGGAGACGUGGAAUAGUUCACCCGAAACGGGACGGAAUCGAUUUAUCGGCUUGGGCACCGGACAGUACUGCAUACCAGUCACCAAUUACAUGUUAUAUAACUGAAGUAUUGGAUAUGUAUCACUCACUUGGCUAACGACCAGGAUUUAAUUAGUUGUUUCAGAACUUUUUAUAAAUGUAUAUAUUUUCUAUACAAGUUUUCGGAAUUUGUAGAUUUUUUAUCUGCACAAAAAAAAAAUGUAUAAGGUUGUUACUGAAAAUUUUCAACACACAAAAAAAAAGACUUAAUUGUUAGUCGUCAGUGGGGACGCCCAUCUAAUUGUAGCUUUCGAUGUGUCAUAUUAAAAACCCCGACGAUUCGACGACAUUUCGUGUCCUUCGGAGCUAAAUGUGAUUUAAUGAAAAAAUAUUGCUGUUUAUCUUACUGUUAUUUUAGUUAUAACUAGAAAAUAAGUACAGAUGUUAUACACACUACAGGAAAUAACUUUAUUUAUUGUCGCACUAUGUAUAUAGAUUUUCUAGAUUUUAAUUCAAUAGAUCAAUAUUUAUGUACAUACAUGGAAAUAUAAUAAUGAUAAUAUGUAUAAUGAACUGUGUUUAUUUUUAGACAGAACUGAACUUAUAGGACGCACCCAACACCAAUGUCUGGUGCAUUCUGUAAUAAGGCUAAAGUACUAUUUUAUCCGGUUAUAAAAGUAAGAAUUGAUGAUUUAAAUGUUCGCGGUGGA
This is a messenger RNA of Aethina tumida (small hive beetle), 6361 nucleotides long. RefSeq names its product Down syndrome cell adhesion molecule-like protein Dscam2 (gene Dscam3). Gene Ontology annotation, biological process: cell-cell adhesion. The transcript has 29 exons. Gene Ontology annotation, molecular function: protein binding. The coding region runs from base 260 to 5497 and encodes 1745 amino acids. The record is from RefSeq and is a predicted model, not a curated record. NCBI's taxonomy places the organism in Eukaryota, Metazoa, Arthropoda, Insecta, Coleoptera, Nitidulidae.